Bathycoccus prasinos is the source of this 1128-nucleotide messenger RNA. RefSeq lists its product with no specific name. The transcript has a single exon. The record is from RefSeq and is a predicted model, not a curated record. Lineage: Eukaryota; Viridiplantae; Chlorophyta; Mamiellophyceae; Mamiellales; Bathycoccaceae. Bases 1 to 1128 code for a protein of 375 amino acids.
AUGACGACGACGACGACGUUUAGGACGUCUUCUUCAUCAGCAGCAACAGCAGCAGCAGCAGCGGGAACGACGACUUGUUCUCGUCGUCCCUCGAGAAGAUGCAGAAGAAACAGUUCGCCCCGCACGAGGAGAAGAUUAAUCUCUUUUUCUUCUGAAACGAAAGCGGCGUUAGCGGAUCAACAACCCUCGCAAUCAUCAUCAGCAGCAAAGAAAACUUCAUCACCGUUAUCGUACGAGUUAGUCCAAGGCGCUCUGGUGAAAUACACGGUGGAAGAGAAAAAAGGACCGCAUCCACCGACGUGCGUUUUCCUCCACGGCAUUCUCGGUUCUCGACGGAACUUGUUGUCUUUCGCGAAACGGAUGGCGGAAGAGAUGCCGAGUUGGCAAUUUUUAUUGGUGGAUUUACGAUGCCACGGACAAACGAACACGGAGAGCACGGAGAGUGGGGAGAGACGUUUCGGGGAGGAUAGCGUAGAAAGCGCGGCGAGAGAUGUUAUCGAGACGCUGCAGUCGCUAAAGUUUUACCCGCACAUGCUGGUCGGGCACUCGUUCGGAGGGAAGGUGGCCAUGUCUAUGGUCCAUCAGUUCUCGCAAGGCGAAAGGAAUAAGGUCUUGCCGAGGCCGGUUCAAGUGUGGGUGUUAGAUACGGUCCCGGGAGAUGCCUGGGCGAGGACAGGCGACCAUCCGAAAGAUACCAUUAAUUUUGUUCGAACUUUGGAUACGCCGUUCGCGUCGAGGAAACAUCUGGUGGAUUCCUUGACUGGAGCCGGGUUUACCAUCGAAGGCGCGCAGUGGAUGACGACGAAUUUAAAGCCCGCGAAAGAUGGGAACAAAGGCGAAUUAGAUUGGGUGUUUGAUUUAGACGGGAUUAAAGAUAUGUAUUCGAGUUACGAGGCGACGAAUUUAUGGCCGAUGCUCGAAACGCAACCGAAAGGUUUAGAGGUAGAUUUCGUUCGAGCGGAACGGUCCGCGUUCGUUUGGGCCGAGGAAGACGUGAACAGAUUAUUAAACACGGGAGCGAGAAUACACUUCUUGGAAAAUAGCAGUCACUGGGUCCACAUCGACAAUCCAAACUCGCUGUUGAACAUCAUGAAACCGAGCUUUGAGUCGUUCAAUCGAAGACGAUGA